AUGGAGACACGUCGUCGACGAAGCGACGGAGGGCUGGAGCAGCAACGCGGUGCACCACCGCGCCGUCUAAGAGGAAGGCCGCGCCGGGAGAAUGUCCGUCACGAGCAACCUGAGCAACUGACUCUUCCCUCUCCUCCACCGCCGCCUCCACCGCCGCCUCCUCCUCCUUCUCCGACGUCUCUGUUACCUUCUCCGCCGUCCUCGCCUGAACGACAGGAAUCCCCGGUGCACUCACCGGAGGUUUCGGGAGAUAGGACGCUGCUAGCUCAGGCUCCGAUCACUAACCGCGAUUGGAGACGCCUGAUCUGCAAUGUUGAUGGCAUACGGCAACGAAACGAAUACUUGCAGGAACAGUUAGAGUACUAUCGUCACAAGCAGCAAGACGAGGGAGAGCGGGAAGCAGAGGCUGUUGCGGAGUUCGAGCCGUUCUCGGCGGCGGUGAGGGAGGUGGCCAUCCCGGACAACAUGAAGAACCUUGUUCUUGAGACGUACAGUGGAAAGACCGAUCCAAAGGAUUAUCUGCUUUAUUUAAACACGAAAAUGGUUAUGAGCUCAGCUUCCGACGCGGUGAAGUGCAAGAUGUUCUCUUCGACGUUUAAGGGUACAGCAAUGGCUUGGUUCAAGACUCUACCUCGGAGAUCUAUCACAAAUUUUCGCGACUUCUCGUCGAAGUUCCUUGUUCAAUUCUCUGCGAGUAAGAUCAAGAAGGUAACGAUCGACGAUCUGUAUAACGUCCGCCAGUCAGAGGGUGAAACUUUGAAACAAUAUGUGAGGCGGUUCAAUGCAGCAUCUGUUAAGAUUGAGGAGUCGGAACCGCAUGCCUGUGCGCGAGCUUUUAAGAAUGGACUGCAUCCGGGGAAGCUGAACAGUAAGUUGAGUCGUAAGCCCGCUCGGUCAAUGGCAGAAGUACGUGCUCGGGCGAACACCUACAUCUUGGAUGAGGAGGAUGACGCUUUCAAAAGGAAGCGCGCAAAGAAGGAGAAGGACGGCGACUAG
Molecule: messenger RNA, 996 nt
Organism: Lotus japonicus
Lineage: Eukaryota; Viridiplantae; Streptophyta; Magnoliopsida; Fabales; Fabaceae
Exons: 1
Coding region: 1-996 (331 amino acids)
Source: RefSeq, a predicted model, not a curated record